UGAAAGUUCAAAUCCUAACUUCAUGGCUCAUGCACGCUACAACGCUUUAGUUCACCCCAAACCCUAACUUCAUGCACGCUACCCCGCUUUAGUUCACCCCAAACCCUAACUUCACGCACGCCUCACGCCACCACGCCAAGGCCUUACCUAUCUUUCCCUCUCUCCGGUAAUCGUCAUCCACUCAGCGCAGAUCGUCGCAACUCGCGCAACACCAGUGGAACUCGCGCAGAUCCGUCAAAAUUUUCACUGGAGAAGUAGAAUGGAAGGCAAGAGAGACAUGAAUACUAUGGAAGUUGAAGUAGCUACAUCAGUACCUUCGCUUCCGUCAAAACCCAAAUUUGAGGCUCUGAAAGCUCAUGAGAUGUCAGAUGGUCAGGUACAAUUCAAAAUGGUUGCUGUUCCAGACCAUCGAUACACUCCCUUGGAAAAAGCAUGGUUGGAAAUCUACACUCCAAUAUAUGAGCAGAUGAAAAUUGACGUGAGGAUGAAUCUCAAAGCUCGUACGGUUGAGCUGAAGACAAGGGCCGACACACCUGACGUAAGUAACCUACAGAAGUGUGCUGAUUUUGUCCAUGCGUUCAUGCUUGGAUUUGACAUUACAGAUGCAGUUGCCCUCUUGAGGGUAGAUGAACUAUUUAUUGAGUCAUUCGAGACCAAGGAUGUUAAAACAUUGAAAGGUCACCAUAAAUCAAGGGCUAUUGGAAGGCUCUCAGGUAAAGGAGGUAAAACAAAGUUUGCUAUUGAAAAUGCAACAAGGACGCGUAUUGUGAUUGCAGACACAAAUAUUCAUAUUUUGGGAUCGUUUACAAACAAUAAAUUAGCGCGGCACUCGCUUUGUAGCCUAAUAUUAGGGUCGCCUGCUGGAAAGGUUUACUCAAAACUCAGAGCUGUUACUGCCAGAAUGGCUGAGAGAUUUUGAGUUUUUAUAAGACCUUUUUUUAUCAAGUACUAGUUAAUAUUACAUUCUAUAUGUACACCUUGUUGAGGAUUAGACUCAUAAUAUUGGCAGAUGGCAGUUUUGAUUUGUCGCCCAGUUCCCCCUCCUCUCCCUUCUCAGUAAGCCUAUGAUAAAGAUCUCACUUUUGAGAACUUUAUUUAUCUCUAUUAUGUUAUUUACAUUAA
Molecule: messenger RNA, 1122 nt
Organism: Beta vulgaris subsp. vulgaris (sugar beet)
Lineage: Eukaryota; Viridiplantae; Streptophyta; Magnoliopsida; Caryophyllales; Amaranthaceae
Exons: 2
Coding region: 260-919 (219 amino acids)
Cellular component (GO): nucleolus
Molecular function (GO): RNA binding
Source: RefSeq, a predicted model, not a curated record